This is a messenger RNA of Coffea arabica (coffee), 1300 nucleotides long. The record is from RefSeq and is a predicted model, not a curated record. NCBI's taxonomy places the organism in Eukaryota, Viridiplantae, Streptophyta, Magnoliopsida, Gentianales, Rubiaceae.
CCUUUUUCAUCCGUUCAAGUUAUUCUUCAGUUGUUAUAGUUGAAGUGCUUUGUUUUCUUUCUUCCUUUCUUUGUUCCGUUUCCACGAGCAUAUAUUCCCAUCCCUGCUGCAUUCAUAACCAGUGUUUGAUAUUAUAUUGGCAUUGGUGUGCCUUUGAUUUCUGUGGAUUCUUUACUCGGAAAAGACCGCUUUUAUAUUUUUCUUUUCUUUUAUGCAUCCUUUUCUGAGAUUCCAUUGCCUUUCUAGUUGGCUUUGGCUUGUUUUAGGUGCUUCUUGUAUUUAUAGUUGCAGUAGCUAGCUUUACCUUGUGGGGUUUUGUACAACUUCAAGAUGAGCUUCAGUGGCUCCUGCAUAGAUUCUGGUAGCCAAACAACAGGGCGGACAUUUGAAUUUGGAAGGACUCAUGUUGUUCGGCCCAGAGGGAAACAUCAAGCAACUAUAGUUUGGCUGCAUGGCCUUGGCGAUAAGGGGGCGAGCUGGUCACAGCUUCUUGAAAGUCUUCCCCUACCCAAUAUAAAAUGGAUAUGCCCAACUGCUCCUACGCGUCCAGUUGCAGCACUUGGUGGUUUUCCAUGCACUGCUUGGUUUGAUGUAGGAGAUUUUGCAGAAGAUACAUCUUAUGAUUUGGAGGGUUUAGAUGCAUCUGCUGCACAUGUUGCGAAUCUCUUGUCAACUGAACCUGCUGAUAUUAAACUUGGUAUUGGGGGUUUUAGUAUGGGUGCUGCAACAGCUCUCUACUCUGCUACAUGUCAUGCUCUAGGACAAUAUCUAAAUGGAAACUUGUACCAGGUCAACCUCAACUCAGUUGUUGGUCUUAGUGGCUGGCUUCCAUGUUCAGGGAUGCUGAGGAACCGGAUAGAAGGAUCAGUCACAGCUGUGAGGCGUGCAGCUUCAUUGCCUAUUUUGCUCUGUCAUGGCUCUGGUGAUGAUGUGGUGGCAUAUGCACAUGGAGAGAAAUCUGCACGAACCCUUAGUUCAUCCGGCUUUCAGAACCUCACAUUCAGAAAAUAUGACGGGCUUGGUCACUAUACUAUCCCUGAAGAAACAGAUGAAGUUUGCCGGUGGCUCAUUUCAAUGUUGGAACUUGAUGGAUCGUAAAAUUUGUUCAGAAACAUUGGUAUACUUGGGAAAAUAAGUUUAAGCAUUACAGCUUUAAGGCGUAGAGUGGCAUACUAGCUUGGAUGAAAUUAACUAUGGUAUACUGUUGUAAUAUUGCAAUCAAUUGUUCUUCUGCUUUUCUCAGAAUAAAUAGUGGGUAUCAAAUAUCAAUAAGAUGUUAAUCCUGUACUACCUUUCUCCA